AUGGCCAAAUCUAAGGUCAGAGAAAGAGAAAAAGAAGAAGCAGAAGCAGAGGAGGUUGGUGGUGUUAUAUCAAGCCCAGCCAAAAUCCCACACGCUUGCCAUUCUGUCUGUGGGUCUAACAGCACCUACUAUUUCUUCACCACCUCCAUCUCUCUCUUGUUUUUCUCUUUCUUCUCCUUCUCCGAGGCUUCUCGCUCCAUCCCAACAUCCACUCUCUCUUCCUCUUCUUCUCCUACUACUUAUACCACUGCUUCUACUUCAAAAACCCACCACGUUGACUACACCAUUAUCAUAAUUCUCACAGUCUCCUCUGCUGCCUUCCUCGCAUUUCUCCUUGUUUCAGCCAUGGCUGUGCUCAGGUGCUUCGGCUUCAAACUAAAACGCAAGCAAACCCGCGUCACUUCUAACAGUCUUAGCAGUCUUGAAGGCAUCAGCCACGAGCCUCUUGAUCAGAAGGAUGAUAUGGCGGGUGAAAGUGGGAAUUUUUCUGUGAGGAAGUUGAGUUGGGAUGAGAUUGAAAGAUCCACCAACAAUUUUUGUAAGGUGAUCGGAUCUGGAGGGUACAGCAAUGUCUACUUGGCUCGUAACCCAUCUGGGUUUUGGGCAAUUAAGAUUAACAAUGGCAGCGAACGCCUCAAUCAAGUUUUCAAGCAAGAACUCGAUAUCCUCCUCCACCUUCAGCAUCCCCACAUCGUCAAGCUUCUCGGCUACUGCGAUAAACAAGAGGAGGGUGCUCUGGUUUUUGAGUACGUUGCCAAUGGAAACCUACAAGACAAGCUUCACGGCGGAGAAUCAAGCCCCGUGCUGCCAUGGAGGAACCGCAUGGCGAUCGCCUUCCAAAUCGCACAGGCAUUAGAGUACCUCCACGAGAAAUGCCCUCUUCAGAUCGUUCACAUGGAUAUCAAAGCCUCCAACAUCUUGCUCGACCAAGAUCUCAAUUGCAAGCUCUGCGAUUUCGGGUCGGCGAAGAUGGGGUUUUCCUCGACGGUCAGGCCGCCUUCGUCGUCGAUGAAAAGUCACGUGUUGACGAUGAUGGGCUCGCCCGGGUACACCGACCCGCACUACCUCCGAACCGGGAUCGCCUCCAAGAAAAACGACGUCUACAGCUUUGGCGUUUUGGUUCUGGAGCUUGUGACGGGCAUGGAAGCCUUCUGCUCGGAAAAGGGCCAGUUUUUGACGUCGAUGGUCGGGCCUAGGCUGAGGGACGGCGGCGCUGACGUGGCGGAGGCGGCGGGGAUGGUGGACCCGCGGCUGGGCGCGGCGGGGUUUGACGUUGAAGAAGCCAAGACUAUGCUUUCGGUUUCGGCCAUGUGCUUGCGGCAGUCACCGACACUGAGGCCUUCGGCUGCUCAGAUAUUGCAGACAAUUCAUGAGAAAAUUCCAUCUGUUUCGUUUCUACAGUCGCACCAGAAACAAAUCAUAUACUAA
This is a messenger RNA of Prunus armeniaca (apricot), 1428 nucleotides long. The record is from the annotation of a GenBank genome assembly. Lineage: Eukaryota; Viridiplantae; Streptophyta; Magnoliopsida; Rosales; Rosaceae.